Molecule: messenger RNA, 9377 nt
Organism: Branchiostoma floridae (Florida lancelet)
Lineage: Eukaryota; Metazoa; Chordata; Leptocardii; Amphioxiformes; Branchiostomatidae
Product: protein capicua homolog
Exons: 21
Coding region: 571-6489 (1972 amino acids)
Biological process (GO): regulation of transcription by RNA polymerase II
Cellular component (GO): nucleus
Molecular function (GO): DNA-binding transcription factor activity, RNA polymerase II-specific; RNA polymerase II transcription regulatory region sequence-specific DNA binding
Source: RefSeq, a predicted model, not a curated record
AACUUCGAUCCAUUCAUGCACGAUUCUCAAUGACCAAUACUGGGCAGUUUGAACAAAAAUAACUGUUUACGUUGCUUGCACUCCACCUGGUAUUUGGUGAUAUUCGCUCCAAAAGCGAUGCUAUUGGUAACAUUGGUCCAUUGUCUAGGCGUGGGUUCAGCUUGGAAGCCAAUGCAAUGGAUAAAAUCCGUGCAUAUUUUUAAUGCCGUGAAUGAAUGAGCUGAUUGAAGCUUUAGUUGUUUUGGGGCAAUCCGGGGCUGUCAGUAAUUCAUUGAUAGGCGGCGCUGCGGAGCAUUUCCCUGUUUGCUUCAUGCAGCGCCCACCAAUCAGCGCCGCCGCCCGGCAGGGCCUGCUUUGUGAUGGAAACUGAUGGAAACGUAGUACGUGCUCUGCGAUCUGCAGCAAGCCCCGGUCUCAGGGCUUACUACAAGAGCCGUGCCGCCGUAGCCCGGACAUGUAGGUGAGGCAGACUCGAUUGUAGCGAUCACCCGGCGUCUGGCGCAGGGUCUGGAAACUGCCAAGACAAGUGAUUACUUCAGGACUUUACAACUAAAGUGCAAUGCUACAACAAUGAAAGGGAGUGGCGACAAAAGGAGGGGAGACCGCAGAUCAGCCGGGAGUAGAGCAUCAGAACCUGCUGUGCAGAGUAGAGCUCUGGGAUCAGACGACAGCGAUGAUAACAGUAACACAGACAUUCUGGUGGGAAGACACAGGAAGUCGGGCCGGGUAGGACGAGCCCAGCAGGCUCACAACUCCAGAAACAUUGAGCAGUCAGCUCGAGGAAAAUCGUCUCGAGCGCUCCACUCAGACCCCGUUGCAGCAGUGGUAGAGGCUUGUGCAGAGGCGCACGCUACCUCCGACACCCUGUCUGACGAUGAAUUCAAACGUUAUGAUGCCGGUUUCGAGUCUGACGACGUCUUCGAAAACGAGGGCAUGUUGGGGACCUCCCAAAAGGAGGAACCUACACUGUCCAUGUCUUCACUAGGUUCCAUGGGACAGAAGAGUCCCUCAAGGAAAAGAGACAGUCACAUGCGGCCAGCGAUGAUCCGUCCUGACGGAAAGCGUAGCUCUUCCGUCUCUCCAAGUAGCCCCCAACUGAAGUACAAGAAGGGAGACGUGGUGUCCACUCCAAAUGGGAUCCGGAAAAAAUUCAACGGCAAGCAGUGGCGAAGACUGUGUUCUAAGGACGGCUGCACCAAAGAGUCACAGCGUCGGGGUUACUGCUCACGCCACUUGUCUCUGCGAGGCAAGGGUUUGCAGUCAAAGGGAAACUUGGCUGGCGUGGAGAAGGGAAUGUUGCCUCCCGCUGAGGCACGGUUACAGGUCGACACCGAAGACUCUCUCCAGUCUGGUCGUGACCGUUAUGCUGCUCUGGACAGAAAGCAUUCAGACAUGGAUGAGACAGAGGCGGCGAACAUGCUUGUUUCUCUCAGUAAUUCUCGCUCAGCCACCCCUUGUUUCUCGCCCCACCCUGGCACGCCGUUGCCAAUCUCUCCCGGUUCGCACUCCCUCUCUCCCAUGAUGGGUUUCCAUCCAGUCAACUUCUCUCCAGUGAACGUUCAGCCAGCGCCUCUGAGUCAGUCCGAGCUGGUGUCACCAACCUUCAAGCAGUGGGGUCCCAGCUACGCAAGAAGCACUUCAAAGUCAGUUCCACCUGUCCUAGAAACGACAACCCCACAUCUGAAAAGUAGUCCUCCUCAGAGACGUCAAGAUGUAAGUGUGAUGGUAUCGCCCAGUAAAGUCAAGGCCGAUGCCAUCGUUAGCCCCCCUGCUCGUUAUCAGGAUAUGAUGGUCACACAAAAGACUACGUUGCAUGAAACCGUCUCGGAUCACAGAAACAGCUCCACCACCACAUUGAGCUCGCCCGGCGUUCCGGGGAGGGACCCGGGCAUGGUGUUCAGACACAUCCCGUUCGAGCACCACCAGCCUGCGGGCAGACCUCCCCACAAAGAAACAGUGCAAUCAGUUAUCCCCACACACCACAGAAGACAUCACCGAUCGGCCGAGGAAUUGGGCCGGAACCCCCAUCAGACUCCCUCAGACCACAUCCAACAGACUGAUCCCCAGGUUCCUGUGAAAGCUAAUGUCACGGUUGCUGCAGAGAACCCCGGUAGUAGAAGUUGUCCAACAAAAGUGACUACCCCAAGCCUUCCCCCCCUGAGUAGUAAGAACUAUCCAGCUUGCCCAAGCCAACCCUUGUCCACCCAGUCCACUCAGACAACACAGACACAGCCCCGACAGGACCCCACGGCCCACCCGCCCCCGUUAGCACUCCUCCUUCCUGUGAUGAACCCGUCUCAGCCGACCCCAGCAGAGACAAGACCACAGAAAAGCAUAUCACCUCCAGUUCUCAAGCUCAGUCAAGUGUACAGUAAAGCUGAGCCAGUAGCUGUACUAGUGUAUCCCUGGCAUUGCUUACUGCCAAUACUUCAACCUUGGAGCUCGUCGAGGGAAGAGCGGCCGCCAGCAACACUCACAACAACACAGCCUGCGCCUGAGCAAGACGAGAAAACAACAGAUGAAGAGAGCAGUGAUCUAUCCAUGUGUCACCCACGACGGAGAAUGUCGGUCGGGGCAGGAAGUGACCUGGAGCUGGAUGUUGGGCUCAUCACAGAAAGAAAACCACCAUCUGCUAAACGACGAACACAGUCUCUGAGUGCUUUGCCCAAGGACUCAGAUUGCAAGGAAGGAAGAGGAUCAAGAAAGAAGGACAAAGACCACAUCCGUCGCCCAAUGAAUGCCUUCAUGAUCUUCAGCAAGCGCCACCGGGCACUUGUGCACCAACGGCAUCCCAACCAGGAUAACCGCACGGUCAGCAAGAUCCUUGGAGAAUGGUGGUACGCCCUCGGGCCUCGAGAGAAACAGAAGUACCACGACCUUGCCUUUCAGGUAAAGGAGGCACACUUCAAGGCACAUCCAGACUGGAAGUGGUGCAACAAGGAGAGGAAGAAGUCCAGCAGCAGUACGGGGAGCGGAGGGCGUCGUCAGGAACAGGAGAGAAAACUGUCAGACGACAUGCCUUCAUCACCGUCAACAACUCAAGCACAAACAUCCAGUGGAGAAACAGUAAAGACAGAAGCCGCUGUCCAGGUCACAGCUGUCCCUGCCUCUGCUGUCAAGUCAGAGGACCCGCAGGCUGCACAGCAGAGCUCAAAGGAACACUCUGGCAUCAGCUAUGCUGGGAAGGGCGGGGUCAUGCCUGAAGCUCCGUUCUCAGGGCGCGGCCGGUCCAGGCUGGAGAGUGAGGACACCAUCAGUGAUGAUGAGCAGAUGAUGAUAUGUGAGGAGGGUGAUGAUGAUGUUCUGGUCGACCCUCCAGGCCAGGAUCCCGACAUCGACCUGAAAUGUAAGGAAAUGGUGACGGAGAGCGACAGCGGGAGCCAGUCGGAGGACGAGGUGAUGAUCGAGAACAAGAUCUUCCCCCAGCAGCGGUUCUCCCCCGCCAUGAAGCCCGCCCUCCCCGGAGACAUCACCUUCCGUCCAAAGCCCAUCAAGCUCCGACCAGAACCACAGCAGAACACAAACAUCCAAGUCAGCAGAAUGACAAGCAAUAUGGAAACACAAGGGCAUGUGUCUGUCUCCCAGAUACCGUUCUCUCGACCAAUCAUCAGCAGCAGUAGUUUCCAACCUAAAGGUGCAGUAUUCAAGGUUCACUCCCCAAAAGGACACUUGGGAGGCACUGUGAUGAGUAGGCAAACUGUUGUUUCUUCUACGCUUUCUUCAGAUCUCAGAACUACAAGAAGAGACGCUGGGUCAUAUGGUCCAAUUCCAAGCAGAACUGAAGGCUCACAUGGUGGAAUGUUUGUUGAACAAAGCAGCGUGCGCUUCUCUGUUCCGAAAGCCACAUAUACGAGUAGUGUUCACUUUCAAACUGAUACAGGCAGCAGUAUAACACAGCCAGUGGAUGCUUUUGCAAAGUCGGCUUCUCAGAUGGGGAAUUUUGCCCCUCUGUCCAGCCUGACAGCGCCAUGCAGUCCCAGGACUGUCCCCAGCACCGGGAAGGACAAGUCGGGAAGGAGUGUGGAGUACUGCAGAACCUCUUCAGCUGGACUGUCAAACAGGAGUUCCGAUGCCCGCCCGUUCCUUCCGGACCCCACAGCAAUAUCCAAGUCAACUGUUGUGGACAGCAGCAGAAAAGUUUCAUUUGCGGGGACCGGCGUCUUUUCCAAAUUCUCUGUCAUAAGAACAUCUGCUGAAGUGCAGCAGACUCAGACACCAAUGAAAAUCAGUACCAGCAUAGUAGAAAGCAGAGCACAAGUUAACAAUAACAUUAAACAAGGAAUUCCUGCUGUAGGACAGAUUCCCAUAGUAGCCCAACCGACUCUGGUAAUGCCGCAGCUACAAGAAACACAAAUGAUGUCGUCAACGUACACAAGUCAAAUAAAACAUCCACCUCCUAAUGCUUCUACCCAAGUUCAGAUAGCAACAGAUGCAGGAAACGUUUCCACAACACCACAUCAGCAGACGCUGGCUGCAUCAACAUCAGAGAUGUCCAGGGUGCCGAGUACCAUCACCAAGGUGCAGUAUGUGUUGCCGACACUUGCUGCAUCCUACGGUACCUCUCCCUACGCGUGCACCAUCCAGCUCAAUGUUCCCUCCACCCAACAGAAGACAAUGGUGAUGGGACAGCCAGGUGUGACAGCCAUUCCCAGAAGCAAGACUCCUCAACAACAACAACAACAACAACAGAAAGCAGCCGACAAGCCCCCAGACAACAAGGUACCAGUGAGACCAGCCGGGCAGGUGUUGACCUGCAGACCGCCGGCGACCUCCCCAGCAGCCGACCCCAACAUGAACAUGCAGUGGAUGCCGGUGGGAAGCCACGCCCUCCCCUCCACUCCGAUGUUGAACCUGCGGGGGCCCAGUCUCACGCCGGUCCUGCCCAGCAUCAACCUGCAGCUGGUCUCACAAGCGGGGCCUCAGGGCGCCGUGAGUAAGGGAGGGAAGGCGGUACGGAUCACCACCCAGCCCAGUCUGACGCCGGCCGGCAGCACCAUACCCAUGGUGGCCAACGUAACGGCAUUGAUCCCCUGUUCCACUCCAACAACACAGCUGACAGCUACACAGGUUGCCCCCGUGUGGCAGUUUGCAGCGGCUUCCCAGGGUGUACACGUGGCCAGUCUGCUGAUGCCUCCUGUCAACGUCAAGAAGAAUCCAGGAAUCAACACGACCACGGUCGUCCCGCAGGAUGUGCCACUACCAAACAUACCUUUGGCAUUGUCCUCAGGGGUUCCAAGUUUGCCCAGUCAGACUCCACCAGGCAGUGCGGCCACAGUAGGGGGGACUGUCAACCUAGCAGCUCCGCCAAGAAAUGACACAAUAGCUGCAAAAAGUGCUGCUGCUGGGCUGGUACAGCUGCUGUCGGGACAGCCAGCGAGUGGAGCAGCGUUCCCUAACCAGUUCAGCACCACUGGAACUGGCUACAGUAGGAUGCAAGUCAGUAACCACACAACAGACCAUAAACAAAGUAGUAGAAGCAGCGCAGUGACAAUAGCGGCAGCUCCACCUACAACUCAAAGUGUGGCCACUGGCAAAGAUGAUUUGCAGAGCAUCCCUGGAAUGCCAGGUGUUGUCUGUACGUCUGCAUCUGAAGUUAAGGAUCCCUCCACUGUGACAAGCAAUUGUCAACCUUCUAACCUUCCUGUGAGCCAGGCCUCCAGUCGGGUCCAGACAAACCCUGCUGUGUCUAUGGACACAGCCACUGUUACCCAGCACCCUGACAGACCACACUCCAAGGAUUCUACCACAGCAGGUCAAGAGCACAAGCCACAGUUGCCAGAAACCUCAUCACAGACAGAUGCAAGCAGCCUGAAGAUCCUAUCGGAAGUUGAUUUUGAGGCUCGGCUGGCGGAGCUGCCAGAGUUCCAGCCCAGCGGCACCGGGAUCAGCAGGCUGACCACCACACCCAGGGAGCUGCUCAGCUGCUACCGACGCAAGCGGAAAGGAUCCAGCAGUAUGCUGUCCAAGGAUGGGGAGGCAGCUCCAGAGGAGCCAGAUUCACCCAAAAAGUCGCGCCCAAGACGUAAGUCCAGCACCAGCUCGGAGCCGAGUGUCGGGGAGGAGCUAGCUAACAUGGAGAUGAUGGCUGAAGCUGCUGUAGCUGUGCAAAGGAGAGGCUCGCAGAGCUCGGACGGUGAUGUGUUCAGUGAUGUGGAGGGAGACCGUACAUCCUACUCCUCUCUGCGGCGCACGCUGGACCAACGAAGAAACCUCGUGAUGCAGCUGUUCCAGGAGCAGGGACUCUUCCCAUCAGCCCAGGCUACUACAGCAUUCCAAGCAAGAUACCAUGACAUCUUUCCCAGUAAACUUUGUCUGCAACUAAAGAUAAGGGAGGUUCGUCAGAAGCUGAUGCAGCAGCAAGCCCAUGGUUCAGAGGGAGGGGGGGAGGAGGACUCAGUGUUCCACACCGAGGACAAGCUACAGGUCCCUCUCGACGGGACAGAGAAGAAUGACAACGGUCCUGCUGCAAUGGUGGCCAGCACCAUUUAAACUCUUGUGGGUCAAGCAAUGAGUCAAAUGAAAUAUUUUUUUUGCUUUCUUUAAGUGUUAAAUCUUCUAACAUUAUUCCCCCAACUCACAGAAUAUGCGUAAUUAGAGGUUUUCAAUGCAACGUCCCUCACUAUAAUGCACUUGUGUACAUCUUGACUGUGCAUACCUGGGGGAGCUGCACAAGGGAUCUCUCAAACACACUGUUUUAAAGAGUGGCAGAUAUAUGUAAGCUAGUGGAUACAUGGUUAUAUAAAAAUGCUGAUUCCCAAGUUGGGUCAUGAAAAUAACCCAUGCACCAGUUAUCACAUGGAAAUACCAGAUCAGGAAGGUAGCACUUAUGUUGUUACUAAAUGAUUUUCUUGCCUGAAUUAACUUGAAAGACAAAUUCAAGAGACAUACAUGUUCUAAAAGUGUGUGUGUGUGGGGGGGGGGGGUUCUUUGGACUAGCCUUAAUCAUAUUUUUUAGAAUAUUAAAAAUUAUUCUCUGUUUAACAAUAAACUGGAAAAAUAGAUGUUAUUUCCAAAUUAAGUUUACUGCUAAGCAAAAGCUCACCAACAACUUACAUGGUGAACUGUACAAUGCCUCAGAAGGACUACAUUUUGUACACUUAGUUUUACUAAUAGUGUCUGUGUUAAGCCUGUACUAUCAUGAUAGUAAAACACACUAGCUAAAUGUACUUACAGAUUACACAGCAUCAGCUGACAGGACAUACCAACUGCAGUAUUUUAGACUGCAGCAACUAGUGUUGCAAAUUCUGUAUGUCUUUCAUUGAUGUUACAAUAUAACAUAUGCUGCAUUUGACAAUAUAGAUAUUUCUUAUAUAUGGAUUGGUGACUAUCCUGGGGAAGUAUCGUUCAUGUGAACCCUUGUGCAUGUAGUGCUGUAAAGUAAAGACCACUGUAGUCUAAAUCUAUCAGCUGAGAUAUAUGUUUACAAAACAGCUGCAUAUUUGGUCUCAUGUUUGAAAGAAUGACCAUGGUCCUGAAAAAUUAUUCUGCAAAAGCCAAGUUUUUAACAAAUUUCUAUGUUAUGGGGGGAAGUCAACCUUGCAAUUUACUUAGCCCAGGUAAAUUGGACUUAACAGAAAUCUGUGUAAUUAUUAUACUAAGCCUCUAGAACACAAAUGUAUACUAUAGAAAGGUGUCUGGUAGAAUAUUGAAGGAUGGAGAGAUGCCGAAUGGGAGGCUCUUACACCCCCUUUCCACUAGAGGUUGAUUCCGCUGAGCAACCAAAUAUCUGACAGAUCGCUCAACGAAUUUCAUAGAUAACAAUUCUUUUUUCAAGUUUUGUGAGUUUUGUUGUCUUUAAAAUCAUACAUUUACAUCUAUUCCAAUCAUGAAAUCUAGCAUAACACAAUUUAAGUCGCUGUGCUUAGCUCAGUGAUUGGUAGCCUUCUAGUGGAAUGGGGGCCUUACUGGAUACAUUUCAUUUUUCGGUCAGCUGGUAACAGUGUAGGAUUUUCCUAACUUUGGAUGUACCCAUGACACAGGUAUUGUCAGUGCUAAACUGUGUUUUGAAUGAUGGUCCUUUCCCUUUUGUACACGUAUAUUGAAGUAUCUGUGGCCUGAAACGCUCUGGCCUGGUGUUGUAAGAGUUACUGUGUAACAUUAGUAGCUGUAAUGCAAUACUUCAGCAUGUUCAUGCUUCAGGAUUUCCCUGGAUAGUGAAUAUGCAUGUUUGCCUGUUCUCAUUCAUCUUGUACAUGUCCUCGUCCAAGGAACUUAGCUGUCAAACUUAAUGACCAAUCCAUAAGCAUCACGUGAACAGUCUGUAGCCAGCGCAAUGUCGAUUUUAUCCUUAAUAGGAAAUUACUUCUGGCAGAUGUACUAUGUAAAGAGCUGAUAAAUGCGGAUGACUUAGGAUUACUGCACCUUACGUAAUUUGUUGCAUUAAUGAGCACAGGGUGUCACUUGCCCAAUAACCUUAGUUUUCAAAGAUUGUAUUUCAUAAAUGUUGAGAAUAUAAGAAUUGCUAUAAUUUGUCUUCAGCCUCCUUGUCUAGCGAUUUGAGGAAGGAGGAGUUACUUAUGACUUGAAUGUUGUGACAUUCUGAAUCUGCAUACAUGUAUGUGAUAUUAUGUUUUAUUUGAAUGAAUCAACAAGUCACAGUUGACAUGUGAACUGUGAUGUUUACUUAUGCACUAACAUUUUUACUGGCACCAUGUAUACAUGCACAGGUAAAAUGUGACCAAGUAUUUUUCUACUUGAUAUGUACCAUAGUACAGUUCAGUUUUGGAAUCGUGAGGCACCUGUAUUCUAUUGUGUCGUUUGUAACGUAACCAUACUUCUGUGAAACUUCUAAAGCCCACUUUAUGUUGUUACUACAUUGUACUAGGAGAUCUAGAGCAGCGCAGGUCUUACCACUCAUUGCACUCACCAUAGCAGAUGUGAUACAUGAACAUCAGUUUCAACAUGCACAGUGGUGGCACUUGAGGUCAAUUGCAUUUGACUUUUGAACUCACAGAGUAAUUUUGGUUGUGCUGACAGUGUUGAAGCAACUUGUGGAAAGUAUACCACAGUUUUAUCCACCCAAGAUAUAUUCCAGAAUGAAACAGUGAACUCUUCUAUCUCUGUCUGUAAUGUUACUUCUUUGAUAUUUUCCAGCACUCUUUAUUUAUUUAUUCAGGCAUGAUUGACUUUAGUGACACCAUAUAGUUUUGGUGUGAACGCAACCAUUUGGGAUGAUUUUCUGUCCAAUGUUUCUGCUAAUGAUGCUACAUAACAUAUAUAAUUGUAUAUAGAAAUCACAGGUGUGCGUAAGCACCAUAUAGUCUCUAUCCACUCAUGUCAUAUCAAGUACACCUGCAUCAUCCUCUAUAUCUGUUGUCAAAUAUAUAUUGUGAUAUCCCAAUUUUAGAGCAAUAAAUACAGACUGUUCUAUGAACUGA